CAUCCAGAGUCAUAACUCACGGCAGAGGCGCGUGCCACCAGACCAGUCGAGAGGCAGAGAGAAGGGGAUCUCCACUCGCCGCCGCGGCUCCUCCCCUUCGGGUUCCAAUCUGGGCUCGCCGGGCUCGGCGGCGAGGGAGACGAGAUGGGGAAGAACCAGGCGUACAAGGCGAUGCAGCGGUCGCGGCUGGGCUCCUCCUCCGGCGCGCCCGGCGCCGCGGACGCCCCCGAAGACGGCAUGACGGACGGUUCAUUUCAUUCUCCAGAGUGGCAUGCGGCGCGCCUGGCCAGCCUCAACAAGACGCACACCGUCACCUGGGAGGAGUUCAAGAAGAAGCAGAAGGAAGAUGAACUGAAAAGGGGUGAGCUGGAGGCUGACAAAGAUAAAAUGAUGAGGGAGUACAGAGCUCAACUGGAUGCAGAAAGAGCUCUGAAGCUAGCACAUGGAAGAAAUCACUCUAGGUCAGACUCAAAAUCAUCUUCUUCCAAGAAAGAGAGAAAGGAUAAGGAUGCAAAGAAAAGAAGUAAAAAGAAGAGAAAGCACAGAAGUUCUUCGGAGUUUAGUUCCAGCUCAUCAUCAGAAUCAUCAAGCAGCGAUGAUGAGGACAGAGGUUCAAGGAAGUCCAGAUCACGGUCAAGAUCAAAGAGAACAAAGAAGGACUCGUCAUCAGAAUCAUCAAGCAGCGACGAUGAGGACAGAGGUUCAAGGAAGUCCAGAUCACGGUCGAGGUCGAAGAGAACAAAGAAAGAAAAGAAGCAGCGGUCAAGGUCCAAGCACGCCGGCAGUGAUAGUGAGGGAGAAGGCCCAGUUCGCCUCUCUAAAUUCUUUGGGAAGUAAAGGCAUGGAUACUGUACCCAAGAGAUGCCUCAACCGAUUAGAUUACUCCUGGAAUCAAUUUGAAUCAUACAUCAGUGGAUGUGGAUGUACCAUUGAAUUCAGAAACUUCGGAAUGUUCGAGAGUUCCGGUUACCAUGAUGUUGAAGAGAGUGCUAUGAACUAUUGGAGGGCUCGUUUAAAUUUGUGUGGUGUCAUGCGACUUGUACGCAGCGUGCAAGUCAAUUGUUCUAAAUUGUUGUGCCUAGGAUUUGGUGCCGGUAUUUGAAACAUUGGUAAUUCGAACUGCUAUGUUUUUUACUUCAACUUCAAAGCCCUUGCUUC
Molecule: messenger RNA, 1158 nt
Organism: Panicum hallii
Lineage: Eukaryota; Viridiplantae; Streptophyta; Magnoliopsida; Poales; Poaceae
Product: serine/arginine-rich splicing factor 6
Exons: 5
Coding region: 145-837 (230 amino acids)
Source: RefSeq, a predicted model, not a curated record